AACAAUGUCUCAGUCUAUAACAUAUUAUUUCCGAUACAUAGCCAAACAUAUCUAUUGGCUAUUAAUAAAAUUGUUGACAUUAUUAAUAACAUUGGGAUCGUAUUACGCUUACGCUGAAUAUACAAUAGUCAUACUAUUGAUUCAAAUAUUCAUUAAGUCCAUGUGCUCCAGGCAAUUUUACAUUGACUGUGUCGAUAGUAUUUAUCAAUUUUAUUAUCGAUACGCAUGUUUGCUCAUUGACUAUUGGGCUAACAUUAAGAUAACACUUUAUGGUGACAUUGAACUGGUAGACAAACUACAGGCCAAUAACGUACUGGCCUUAUGUAACCAUCAGUGCGGGGUUGACUUUUUUAACGUACAUUAUUUGCUCAAUAGAUUUGGCAAACUGUCCCGGGUCAGGCAUGUUACUACCGAACCAUUUCAGUAUAUACCAUUGGCGGGACACUCAUUUUUUAUGCAUUCAUGUAUUUAUCUGAAAAGAGGAAAGGGAGAUAAAUUUGAUCCGACACAGAUGAUCAAAACGUUGACAUACCUCGAAACCAAUAAUAUACCGAGUUGGAUAGUACUAUACCCUGAGGGAACUUUCUAUGAUAAGGUCUAUACUGAUGUGUUGGCCGAUAAUAGACGAUAUAUGAAUAAAAUUGGUGUCCAGCCAUUCAAGCACCUGCUUAUGCCCCGUUCCCGGGCACUUAAAACCAUACACAAACAAUUUGGCCACCGAUUCGAUGCCGUCUUAGACAUCACAAUAGUCUAUCCUAAUACCAGAGCUGGCAAUGGAUUGAGACGAUCGACGCCGUCUCUUAUCGAGUAUUUCAGUGGAUAUCAUAACUUAGUGGACAUACACGUGCGGCUUAUCGAUGUACGACAGGUGCCCAAAGCGGAGGAGGAACUGGACAACUGGUUGUACGAGUUGUACCGUCAAAAAGAUGGUCAACUAAGCCAAUACUACGAACAGAAUAGGUCCAUAAGCGAAAUAUUUGACUGUCCACCGGGACAGGAAUAUCGUAGCGAUCCCCGGACUACCCUACCCAGUCUGCUGGGCACUAGUAUUGUUAUUGGAUUUUUAAUACCGAACCCUUUAUAUAUUUAUAAUAUAAUUGUGGCAAUAGUUUUAAUCAUUACUCUCAUUGAAGUGUUUAUAAUCUUAACUAAAUGUUGA
Molecule: messenger RNA, 1159 nt
Organism: Oppia nitens
Lineage: Eukaryota; Metazoa; Arthropoda; Arachnida; Sarcoptiformes; Oppiidae
Product: 1-acyl-sn-glycerol-3-phosphate acyltransferase epsilon-like
Exons: 6
Coding region: 5-1159 (384 amino acids)
Cellular component (GO): endomembrane system
Molecular function (GO): acyltransferase activity
Source: RefSeq, a predicted model, not a curated record